Molecule: messenger RNA, 3929 nt
Organism: Suricata suricatta (meerkat)
Lineage: Eukaryota; Metazoa; Chordata; Mammalia; Carnivora; Herpestidae
Product: probable global transcription activator SNF2L2
Exons: 4
Coding region: 499-1242 (247 amino acids)
Biological process (GO): regulation of DNA-templated transcription
Cellular component (GO): nucleus
Molecular function (GO): ATP binding
Source: RefSeq, a predicted model, not a curated record
GCACCCCUUCCUUCUCGCUCCCUGCUUUCGAGUUUGCUUUAUUCCCAUCCCAACCUGGUUUACCCCUUCCUCUGCUCUCCCCCUCCAUCUGGCCGUCUUCCCUCCUCCCGUUUGCGUUGCAAAACAGGGCCAUGCCAUCUGCAAAGGUGUCGCGAUGCACUUCCCCAAAUAACCGGUCCGGCGUGCCAGCCCCUAGGCGCCCUCCGGCUGCGGGCGCACACCGAGCCCGGUGCUCCGGGUGCCCCGCACCAGGCCUCGCCGCCCGGGUGCAGCUGCACCGCGCGGGGCGGGGCGCAGCAGUGCGGGCUCCGGGGGACACCCGCGCCCGGGUCCCGGCACUCGGCCGGUUUCCGGUACACGCGGGGAAAUCGCCUCCUGCCCGUGUCUUCGCGCUCGCCCCUGCCUCCGCCGCCUGGAUUGCAUUAUUAUUUUUAUCCGGGUUGCAGCUUGCGGCGGAUCCUGCAUCACUCUACUGACUGGCCGAGACAGGAGAAGUAGAUGUCCACGCCCACAGACCCUGGUGCAAUGCCCCAUCCAGGGCCUUCGCCAGGGCCGGGACCCUCUCCUGGACCAAUCCUUGGACCUAGUCCAGGACCCGGACCAUCCCCAGGUUCUGUCCAUAGCAUGAUGGGGCCGAGUCCCGGACCUCCGAGUGUCUCACACCCCAUGCCAACAAUGGGGUCUGCUGACUUCCCACAGGAAGGCAUGCAUCAAAUGCAUAAGCCCAUUGAUGGGAUGCACGACAAGGCGAUUGUAGAAGAUAUCCAUUGUGGAUCCAUGAAGGCCACCGGGAUGCGGCCCCCGCACCCAGGCAUGGGUCCUCCCCAGAGUCCGAUGGAUCAACACAGCCAAGGGUACAUGUCGCCGCACCCGUCUCCGCUGGGAGCCCCCGAGCACGUCUCCAGCCCGAUGUCGGGGGGCGGCCCGACCCCACCCCAGAUGCCGCCCAGCCAGCCGGGGCCCCUCCUGUCGGGCGACCCGCAGGCCAUGAGCCAGCCCAGCCGAGGCCCCUCGCCUUUCAGUCCCGUCCAGCUGCAUCAGCUGCGAGCUCAGAUUUUAGCUUACAAGAUGCUGGCCCGCGGCCAGCCGCUCCCGGAGACGCUGCAGCUCGCAGUGCAGGGGAAGAGGACGUUGCCGGGCAUGCAGCAGCCGCAGCCGCAGCCGCCCGCGCAGCCCCCGCCGCCCGCGCAGCAGCCGCAGCAGCAGGCCCUGGUUACCUACAGCAGGCCAUCUGGUAGGUGACCGCGGCGCCCGAGGACUGAGCAGCACUGCGGAGCGCGCCCCAUGCCCGGGCUGACUUAGCCCUUUGUUGUACCUCCUUAACCCCUUCAUCCUGCUUAGCUCGGUGGGCCAGGACCCUUGGGCUCCUGGGCUGUACGGUCCCAAGGCAGGAAGCCAUAUAGCCCCCGUGAAUCUGCAUUCUCUUUCAGAGGGUUCAAGUUCUGUCGGGAAGCCCGUGCACACCCCCCAGGUUAGCAACCCUGCACCCGGUGCGCCCCAUCCCCAAAAUGCGCCCCUAGAAUCCGCCCUCCGGGGAGCCAUCUUCAUGCUGAUUUAUUUAGUUCUACCCAUUUUGUGUUGAGAAAGGCAUUGAGGGAGGCUUCCAAGGCGCACACCUGCAGUGAAAUAAUGAUCAGGUAGGAAAUCAGAAGCAAAGGGAAAUAGGAAUCAGGGUCAGGGAGGUCAGGGGCAUGGGGCCCUCCAGAGCUCACAGGGUUGCUGCCUCCAAGCUUGCAAAAGGACCCCGGUUUCCUGGCAGUCAGGAGAGGGCAGAGAGUCUGGUACUGAAUCCUCGCCGUUGGCAACUCUAUAGCACGCUGAUGCCUCAGAGGAAAACCGAGCCUUUUCUAGCGUCAGGUAACAAGGUAGAUUUUCCAGGUGGGAUUAUUUUUUUUAACUUUUGCUAUUAUUAUUGUAAAAGACCCCGCGAGACAGAGGCAUCAGUGACAUUUGUUCAUAAUACAUCGAGUAACAGAAUCCACACGCCCUAUGUCUUACAUAUCCCUGGAAUCAGAGCGGGAGCUGAGGGGUUAUCUAACAGGUGGAGAUAAGACGGUCCUCUGAAGGGCCCUCUGGUGGUCUGGCUUGAUCCCACUGGUGGAAUUCAGAGGUGCCCCAGGCUAGGGGUGGGCUUCCAUGCGCUUUAUUUUCUCUGGCAAGUUUUUAUUGUUGUUGUUAACUACCAGAUAAGCAAAGAGUUUAUGGUUCUGUUCUGACCAGAGCUUUGAGUCCCAGGGAGUUUUGAAUUCCAAGGGUCUUUCUUGACCUGACACCCUUUCCUGUGAAUAGUUCCCCCUCCUUAGGGCAGGCCACGACUUGCUGAGUCCUGCAAACAGUCGGUUUAGGAAAUGGGUACUUUUUCUAGGUUUGGGGACUUAGGCAGUGGGGAAGAGUUCAGAUUAUGAUUAUGGUUAUGAUUAUGAUUAGGUAUUCUGCCUUCUGAGUUUUGGUGUCCUUUCUGGUAGGGAUGAACUCACCUUGUUAAUUGUGGAUGUAGCCUUAGGAAUGGGUUCUGAAAGAGUAAGAAAGGACCACGUCCGCUUCAGAUCUUUGGGUUGUGACCACGGGGCUUUGGUAGGAGAAGGAUCAUAUGGCUCCGAACCUCAAGGUCUAAAAACGUGGUAGAGGAAAACCCCACAGAAGAUGGUAGUUUUGCACAUGUGAUGCAUUUAGAGGUUUUAAAAUGGCGUGACUCCAGCUCUGGGGAAGCAGCCAGAUGGAAGAAAGAAAUACACGCAUGUCUCUGGGUGCAUGGCUGAUACUUCGGGAGCAUGCACCUUGAUCAGCGGCCAGAACCUUGCAUGUGGGACACAUCUAGAACAUGGUGCGUCGGGACUCGUGUACCAGCUGUUGGACCCCAAGAGCCUGUGUCUUCACCACUGCCCAUCCUGGCUGCCUUGUCACGAUGAGCUCACCACCAGGGAUAGAACCACGUCCCAAACUGUGUGCACCAGAUGCAAGCAUUGUAGUCCUGUGAGUGUGAAAAGGAAGCGCAUCUUCACUCCUGCUGUAGUGCCUUUUAACUUGCUCUCUAGACUCCAUGUCAAGGAAAUCGGCACAUCUUGACAUCCCAGGUCUCAGAGUAGUUUCCAGUUGAGACUGAAUGACAACAAUCAGAUAGUUAGGCACCUCCCAAGAGUAGGGGUGUGGGACCCUGUCACUAGGCACACGUCACCACAUAUCAAAGCAUGUCCUGGGGUGCCAACUCAUCGCAGACCUCCGCAAGCAAGCAUCGUUUUGUUUUGCUCUGUUUUGAAUGACUUACACUUAGCGGGAAAACAUCCCAAAGCAUCCUUUAAGGAGGCAGCAAAGUGACCAAUUCAUUUCAGAUACCUUUUCACCCAAAGUUGUAAUAAGACUCCACGAUGUACUAAAACUUAGGGAACAAAGUCAUGGUUGUCUGGAUGCUCCUGCCGAGCCCCAGUAACACAAUCCUGAGUGUGUUUUCUGGGUUCUCUCCAGAAGACAGGGCUCUACGUCUCUAUGCAUCUCCGAUGCAUAUCUCCAUUUGUCCCUAAUUAAAAAAAAAAAGUAUUAUUGUGUUUAAAUCCCUUUACUAAUAAUUAAGGAAACAAUCAGUUUUUAACUAUGUCCACUGACCUGGAGGUAGCUACAAUUCCAUUUUUCUUUUGUCCCGCUUUGUAGCAUUAUUCAUGUGUGAGGAGAACAUUUUGGGCUGAGGUAGGCUGCCUCAGACCUCCCCCAGAGCUGUAACUCACCCAAAGUGGCGUACUCCUCAUAGACCCCGCUAGAGAAUUCCUGCUUGACUACAGGAGUUGUGCACUGAACAAAUACUUCUUCAGGCCUUGCUUGCUCUGGGUGCCGCGCAAAUGUAACCCAUCCUCUUCCUCAUUUCAUUUAUUUUUUUCUUUUAUAGAUACUAAGGCAAACUUAAAAUUAGGAGCCAUAAUAAAAGGGUUUUUUGUUUA